Doryrhamphus excisus (bluestripe pipefish) is the source of this 1285-nucleotide messenger RNA. It is a transcript of the gene mogat3a, whose product is annotated as monoacylglycerol O-acyltransferase 3a. The record is from RefSeq and is a predicted model, not a curated record. Gene Ontology annotation, molecular function: diacylglycerol O-acyltransferase activity. NCBI's taxonomy places the organism in Eukaryota, Metazoa, Chordata, Actinopteri, Syngnathiformes, Syngnathidae. Gene Ontology annotation, biological process: triglyceride biosynthetic process. Gene Ontology annotation, cellular component: endoplasmic reticulum membrane.
CACGUGAACCUGAUUCACUCAAAGCUGUGAUUGGCCGACACCCGUCCCACCCACGAGCGCCGCGCACGCGCGCCGUGGCGAAACGCAGCGUAUUGACAAAGUUUGUCUGAAAGUAGGUUACUAGACGUUUUUUGGACAUCGUGACAGUGUGGAUAGUGGGGGGAUAUAGAGCCAACAAAAUUGGUGGCCAUGAUGAUCCGCUUUGCCCCACUCAAUGUCCCACUGAGGAGACGCCUUCAAACUGUUGCCGUGCUGCAGUGGAUCUUCUCCUUCCUGGGCCUAGCCCAGUGCUGUCUUGCCGCCUUUGUCCUCCUCUUAUUCUCCACUUGGUGGACGGUGGCCUUGUUCUAUGUUGGUUGGCUGUGGUUGGACCGUGACACUCCCAGUCUUGGGGGUCGGAGGUCCCACUGGGUUAGGAGUUGGAGCAUAUGGGAAUAUUUCAGAGACUACUUUCCCGUAAAGCUAGUGAAAACAGUCGACCUGGACCCAAAGAAGAACUACAUCUUUGGAUUUCAUCCGCACGGCGUGUUGGUCGCCGGAGCGUUCUGUAACUUCUGCACUGAGUCUACAGGUUUCUCCAGUCUUUUUCCCGGACUCAAGUCUCACCUGCUCAUGUUGCCUUUCUGGUUCCGAGUGCCGCUGUUCAGAGAGUACAUCAUGAGCGGAGGUCUGGUAUCAAGUUCAAAGUCCAGUCUUUCCUACCUACUGAGUCGUCCUCAAGGAGGAAAUGUCGCUGUCAUCGCAGUGGGUGGAGCAUCAGAGUCGCUGGAUGCUCGGCCGGGAGCUUUAACACUACAGGUGCAUAACAGAAAGGGCUUCAUCAAAAUGGCACUGAAACAUGGAGCUCAGCUGGUUCCUGUCUUCUCCUUUGGAGAGAACGAGCUCUUCGAUCAGAUUCAGAACCCGACCGGUUCUCCUCUCCGGACACUACAGGACCGGCUGCAAAGCAUUAUGGGAGUUGCGAUGCCUCUGUUCCAUGCUAGAGGAGUUUUCCAGUACAGCUUUGGACUGAUGCCAUACAGGAAACCCAUCCUUACAGUUGUGGGGACACCCAUCAGUGUCCCACCCAGUCCCAAUCCUAGCAGCGAGGACAUCGAGUCUCUUCAUAAAGUUUACUUGGAGCGUCUGAGUGAACUGUUCGAGCAACACAAACACAGCUACGGCCUGCAGGAGCACCAACACCUGACCUUCCUUUGACCUUCUCUAACAAGAUGAAAAGUGGACGAGCAAUACUUCCAAAACUGUAUUAUAAGACCUUUCUGUCCAAUAAAAUGUCAUGUAUGUG